Messenger RNA from Echinostoma caproni, 3873 nucleotides. NCBI's taxonomy places the organism in Eukaryota, Metazoa, Platyhelminthes, Trematoda, Plagiorchiida, Echinostomatidae. The record is from the annotation of a GenBank genome assembly.
AUGACAUUGACUAUGCACAAAUCCCGGAACCUGAUUAUCCUAAUCAGUCCACAACCACAUUUUGUGAUAGUUCUUUUUCUAUUCAUUUUACUAAAAACCAAUUUGUCCAGCCACGUGGUACGAUCGCAAAAAUCUUCCCGUUCCACCCGAACCAGCUCGGAUCAGUUUCGUGUGAAUUUCAAUCUGCCAGACGAAUUGCCCGCGAAUCAUUUUAUCGGAAACAUUCCAUCCCAAUUGCCAAUUUUCCCGUUUCGUACGGAAAUGGAUUUGAGUGUGAGCACCACACUGAUCGAUAAGUUCAAUUUGGCCUCCCGUCUGUUACGCACGACGGACUCGGGAGAUUUGUACACUUUGGCCGCAAUUGAUCGGGACAAUCGGGAACAGUUGUGUGGCCCGUUAAAUUGUUGUCGACUAAUCGUGUGCAAUUUCACCGUGGACGUGUUAUUCGUGCAUCCGAAACUGAACGAUGUCACCGUGCAUGUGAGCUUGCAAAUGCAUGAUUCCAAUGAUAAUCGACCACAGUUUGCUCAGCCAACCUAUUCGCUGUGGAUUGCCGAAGACAAUGGUUUGAUGUCCAGAGAAGAACAACGUGCAACGAGACAGUUGUACGAGGUGCCAGCCGCUCACGAUCUGGACUCAGAUCCGAACGGAAUUGUUCAAUACAGGUUGACCGGACACCCGAUAGCGGUUUCCACAUUCCAACUCUACAGUAACGUAUCUCAAGGACAGCUCAGUUUGGGUGUACGUUCCGGAGUCACACUGGAUUAUGAGACACUGGGCGAGCGUAUUUUCAAACUGACAAUUGAGGCUAUAGACGGGGGUCAACCGGCUCAUACCACACAGAUGUUAUUGAUCAUUCAUGUCACAGACUUGAAUGACAAUCGUCCGGUGUUUGAUAAACCUACUGACAGUAUUCAAUUGGCCGAGAACAGUGUUCCAGAGAAACCGAUAUACGUCGUUCACGCCACCGAUGCCGAUUCGGAUGAUAACGCCCUGAUUCGAUACACGUUUGCAUUGGGCAAUCCGAACGUGCCACUGACCCUGCUAGAUCACUUCAGUUUUCAUCCCACCACAGGACAACUGCGAUUACGUAAAGCUUUGGAUUAUGAAAUCUAUGCUCAGCGACAUAUUGAGCUACGUUUCGUCGCCCAGGACGCGGGCAGUCCACCAUUGUCAUCCACUAUGAAACUGAUGAUCCGGGUCACCGAUGUGAAUGAUAAUGCACCACAACUUGUGGUACAAACCAAUCGUACAAUUCUGGAACAUACCGGGCCCGGACAAUUGGCUCUACGGUUGAUGGUUCGCGAUUUGGACGAGAUAUCUCGACAAACUGUGUGUUGUGAAGCCAACCCGAAUCAGUCGGUGCCGCUGCGUCUGGAAGCCUCGUCAGACGGCACAAUUUUCAGUAUUUUCACCACAAGUAGCAUAGACCACGAACAGUACCCGCAGUUGCAAUACGGAUUGACCUGCGUUGAUAGUGCUGAACCAAGACAGAUUAUUCAAUUCACACUCACAGUCGACAUAGAGGAUAUAAAUGAUAAUGCUCCGAUUUUUCGAUUCCCAGUAAACUCCGGGUCUUCGGAUCAGUACAAUAUCACGGUAAGUGAAGGUGAACCUGUGAAUAAACUGAUCCUAAUUGUCACCGCCGAGGAUGCGGACAGUGGCGAAUUCGGCAAAGUUACCUAUAGUUUGUUUGACGUACGAAGACCAACUGGACAUCACAAACCGGAUCGUCCAGUGAUCAGUUUCAAGAAGUAUUUUAAAAUAGAUCCGGAUACGGGGAGCAUAUUUCUGACAAAACGGCUAGACUAUGAGUUGACAGAUAGUAUUCUGUUUGGAGUGAUGGCUAAAGACGGACCGGUGGGACAAGAAAGCGGGCGUAAAACAGCCACUGCUCUGGUCUUGGUCACUAUUUUGGACAUAAAUGACAACGCGCCCCGAUUGGAAAGCGCACAUCAUAUUGAUGUAGUCGAGCAUAGCCCCGUGGGAACCAAUUUGGGAUUGAUACGGUUCUCUGAUCCGGAUACAGGAUCCGGGGGCCAACUGACAGUUCGCGGACUGUUACCCGAUACGAAUAGCGGCGGACUGAAUCAGUCCGUUUCCGAGCUAAUCACUACUCAGGUUUAUCAUAGCGAGGACUAUUUCAAAUUGACAGACGAUCUACAACUGGUCACGAUUCGUACCAUCGAUCGUGAACUGACACCUUGGUUUCUUGUACGAAUUGUGGCCGUGGACCACGGAGAUCCGAUUCAACUGGCCACAACUGCAACUGUGACAAUCAAUGUCAUCGAUAUCAAUGAUCACAGUCCGAUUGUACGCAGUCCGAAACCGAACUCCACUGUCACUCACACUCCGAUCAAUGUGGAUGAUGUGACGAAACUGACACUGAAUCGGAUUCAAUCAGGCAAUACUCUCAGUGUGGAAACUACCUCAAGCGCAAAACUCAUUGACCUCGUUCAAAUGGAUAGUGAAAAUGCAGACCAAAUUUUACAGGCACAUGUAUCCAGUCCGAUAUUGUACCAUAUCCAUGCUGAGGAUGCGGAUGCGGGCGAGAACUCGCGUAUUUCCUACUUUUUACAACCGGGAUGCAAUGGAACGGAAUAUUUUCAUAUUGAACCAACCACUGGCUAUGUACGCAAUCGUUUACGGAGACAGAUGCGCGCAAAAGGUGAACGUUAUCUGACGGCAGAGCAUAUUGCCUGGAUACCCCAAACAGGAUACUAUUUGUUCUGUAUCCGACUAACCGAUCACGGAAAACCACCAUUAAGUAGUAUUUCGAACUUUUGGCUUAAUGUGACCCCGGCCAUAUCAAAAGCAAUGAUCAAUGCAAUGUGGCCAGCUGAUUCAGCCGAGUAUGCUACGAUUGGCAGCUCAACGCAUAUCGAUCGAUGGGCUACAGUGACCGGAUUUGACAGACGGAAUCUGACUGCUUUGAUUGAUCUAGACCCAAUGUGGACUCGGGCAGAUAUCAGNGUGAGUAACAUUGUCAUCUCCUUGAUGGUAGCUGUGUUUGCUCUCACCCUGAUCUGUGCCCUGACAGCAUCUAUUCUAUGGGCACAUUCAAAACAUCGACGACGAAGUCAACUACGUGAUCGAACCACACCGUCGUCGAGGGAGAACACAACCUCGAUUGGACUGCGACAAAGUGUUACACAUGACGAAAUGCUUAAACGCGACUCUGUCCAAAUAGAUGGCGUGAUAGAUCCGUUGUUGAACGAAAAGAACAGCACAAGUUCUGGGGUUAGACUGUCCAUGGAUUAUGGCUGCCCAGAUGCACGUAUUGUUCAAAACCCCUCGCCGCUCAUCUCGGCCUAUAUACCCGGGGACGGAGAGGAGCGGGAGAACAGAGCCGUAGCCGCAGCCACAGCCGCGACAAAAGCGUGUUCCUGUGCACACUCACAACAAUCCGCUACACCACUGUGUGAUUUGAUCCCGAUCACAGACCACCCGCAACUUCGAUGGCAUCCGGCCAGCAUUGCCCUGGCCUCCAGCUGUUUGGCCAGCACAAGUAACACAUUUCCCAAUCCGGUUAUCAGCGAUAUCUGUGCGGUUCGUCUCACUCCGACCUGUUUGGCCGAGUUGGCCACACAGACGGAUAGGAAUUUGCAACACUCUUGCUCACCUCAAUCCUCAUCAUCCCCGGGCCCACGAACGCCGCCACCACCACCACCACCACAACAACAACAACAACAGCAACAAACAUCUAUACUCCCCCGGAGGUCAUCAGCCACCGUGAAUGUGAUCGAGUCUCCCACAUUGUCACUGCUGGACGCACACCCAGUGAAUUCUACUGGUCAUACAGUAAGUUUUUGGUUGUUCUUUCUGUCGUAUGAACAAGGUGUUUCCGUAGAUUCUGAACCCAAAUCGCAUUAA